This is a messenger RNA of Lytechinus variegatus (green sea urchin), 2681 nucleotides long. RefSeq lists its product as uncharacterized. The transcript has 3 exons. Gene Ontology annotation, cellular component: secretory granule membrane. Gene Ontology annotation, biological process: exocytosis. The record is from RefSeq and is a predicted model, not a curated record. The coding region runs from base 213 to 1124 and encodes 303 amino acids. NCBI's taxonomy places the organism in Eukaryota, Metazoa, Echinodermata, Echinoidea, Temnopleuroida, Toxopneustidae.
ACGUUUCGAUUGUCUACGCCCCUAUUUUAGCUGAUAAAUAGACGAGUCGUCGUUCCUGGAAGAUCAGUGAUUGAACCAGGAACCAUCUGAUCAGCACCUUCGUCUACAGAGUGAAUUGAGAUUCUUAGGAGCCUCCAGACUACAUUAGAUCCAGCCAGACUUACAUACAUCAACCAGAUUCAACGUCGUACUGUGAUUGGAAAGAUCUGAGUAUGGCUUUCAAGCUAAGUAUCAUCCUGCUUGGACUGAGUGUCACUGGUCUUGUUGUUGGACGUUGCCCUGAACCCGAAACUCUCCCGUACAAAGUAAAUACGAAUAAAUUCCUUUGUGCGCGCCUCUAUGAUUAUGGUCACCAUGACAAACUGUUAUCAUGCACUGGAGGCACGUGGGAUGUUCUCAACGGGGAGACCUAUCCGGGUAGAGGUUGUGAUGGGUGGAAUGACCGCGUUUCUGCGCUGGUUGUACGACCGGGUUGCACUUUGACUGCCUACGUAAACGGCCAUUUUAACGGUCCUAUUAUGAGAUAUACCGGCAGUAAACCUCAUCUUGGAGGUUGGGACAAUUAUAUGUCUUCGUGGUCAUGCAGUUGUCCCUACACUGACGCUCCGUUGAACUGUAGACCGGAAGAUAGGGUUUCUUCGUUGAAAACUUGCGACAAUAUCAAGGGCGACAAAAUGGAGUGCGUGUUUUCGGUACAGAAAGGCGUGGUUUUAGGAAGAUCUGUUACUCAUGGAAGGAGUGUGUCGACUUCCGUCGAGGUAUCGAUGGGAGCCGUAUUUAAGGAUAUUUUCUCACUUGGGUUGUCGGUGUCCGCUACUACAACGCAUGACUGGUCGAGGAGUCAGAGUAGUGACUUCAGCAGGGUCGUUACUCACACAGUUAAGUGUGGGGUUCCAAAAGGUCGUCGCCUGGCAGUGAAACAAGUCGUCGGCGUAUGUGGGGACACAACAGUGUUCACCAAUGAGUAUCGAUGUGAAAUUUUAACCGAUGAGACCAAUGAAGAGGGAGACAUAGAUGAAAAGACCUGGACAGAUGGGGCCGAUGAAGAGAGAGUCAUAGAUGAAAAGACCUGGACAGAUGUGACCGAUGAGGAAGCCAAUCUGACAAAUGAUAUGCCAGAAUAGUGCCUUCUUCGGCCUAUCAACACAUAUAAAAUGCGCGAUUCGAUCUAUGAGCUUUGGAAUUUCAACCCUGAUUAUAUAAUUGAUAGUUUAUCUGCAUCUUUUUUUCCGUGGUGAUUUGUACAUUGACUUGUAUUUGUUUUAUAGUCUUCAUUAAGUUUCGUAAACUAGUUGAUUCCGACAUUGUUCUUUUUUUUAAAUUUGGAAGAAAUAAUUUCUGUUAGAUUUCUUUCUUUGUUAUUGGUUUGAUCAUGGACCUAUUAAUAGGUCCAUGGUUUGAUGGAUACUCGACACUUUGACUCCACAAAUAUUCAUCGUGUGUGGGAUGUUUUGAAUGAGCUCUUAACAUUCCCAGGAUUCAAAUCAGCUGUAUGUACUCUUGACAUGGUAAUCAUUCGUCUUUUAAACUGAGGAUGGGUUCUCUGUUAUUGGUCUAAUACCAAUUUGAUCUUCCGAUAGUAAAAUUACAACAAUAAGCUUAUUGAAAAAAAAUCAUACUGCAAAAAUAUGUAAAGUCGUACAGUUAAAUAAAAGACGAGAUAUAAGAGAUUCUUUGACGCCAUUUUUUCCCUGGUCUGAUCAAUGUGCUCAUGAUACUUGACUGAACCCCGUAGCUCUCUGUCCCCCUCUCUCUACACAUACACCCUCACACUGACACAGGUCACACACCACACACACACGUGCACCCUCCUACACACACACUUACAUUCACACGCACCCCCCACACAUUGUUUUUCAACAUGUUUUUUUUACAAGCAGAAAUUCAUUAUUACGAUAUUUGAUUUGAGACCAUUCAUGAAAUUAAAACCAAGAUCAUUCAACGCAUUAUCACGUAAUCAACUCUGUUUCGGAAAUAGCAGUCACCCUCCCCUUCCGCAUGGUUUGAAAGAUAAAAAAAGUCAAACAUUUUAAUAAUUUUAGGUAAGGGGCUCAGACAUUCUUACUCUUUAUUCAUGUUAUGAUGAAUACCAUUGACUUGAUACAGGACUGUUUAUUAAGCAACACUAUUUUUUUUCGAAUAAUAAAUUUACCUCGAUUUAAAAUUGCAUGAGUUCCUGAUACAAAUAAUAACGUUGUGGCAUGAUGGGGUUUUGAUAUUUUGACUGCAUCUUCUCGACGGUAUUCAUUUACUUUAAAUGUGUUUUCUUUUGUUUAAUAAAAGUAAUUUCCAGUCGGUAAAUUUCCAAUUUGAUUUACGGCGUUGUAUACAUCAGUCAUUCCAUUAAGCAUUAGUAAGUGAUGUUUUCAUUUCUCGUGUUUAAUGUAAUUCCUCUUAGUACUGCUUUUGUUUCAUCUCGAACAGUUCCAUUGUCAUAUCGAUCUCUUCCUUGCGAAUCAUGAAUUCUUCGUUGAAAUACUAACUUCUCCUUUAUAUAACUUUAAACCAAUUUGUUUUUUUAUUUACCCGGAAGAUAGUUACUAAUAAUUAACGGUGCUUUGGUCAGUAACUCAAUGAUCACUUUGAAUAUUAUUCUCAAUCGGAGAAUUCUGAUGUUCAUCGCUUGUUAUUUAUGGUGGAAGGUAUUAUAAUAAAAAAAUCAAUCAUUGAUUUAUCAAUAU